AUGACAGAGAAUCUAGCUCUCCCUCUUCUCCUCACAAACCCACCUCCAACAAAACCCUCACUCCCCAUCCAGACUCACUUUCACCAGCAACAGCAGCUAAAACCAACAAUAACCACUUCACCACCACCACAACAUGGCAUCCAAGUUAUGCAGGACUUCCUUUUUAAGCAAACCUCCAAUUCUUCCAAACCCAUUAACCCACAAACCCAACCUGACCCAUUUCCUAUCCCAAGAACCCGUACCCGAAUUGGCAAGGCCCGUGAUCCCAACCGUGGCAAACCCUGGACCCACCGUCGUCUCUCCCUUCAAGGUCAGCGGGUUCUUGAUUCUUUAAAUGACACAUCUUUGGAAACCAGUGAAUUAGAUAAAAUCUUGAGUCUUUUGUUUGAUUACUAUAAAGAAGAGUUGAGUUUAAGUAGUGGUAGUAAGGAGAGGUUAAGUAAUGAUGUUUUGGGUAUUAUUAAGGGUUUAGGGUUUUAUAAAAAAUGUGACUUGGCUAUGAGUGUGUUUGAGUGGUUUAAGAAUAGGGAUGAUUGUGAGUCUGUUUUGAGUAAUUCAGCUGUGGCUGUGAUUAUUAGUAUGCUUGGCAAAGAAGGAAAAGUUUCGGUGGCAGCAUCCUUGUUGAAUAAUUUGCAUAAAGAUGGAUUUGAACUUGAUGUCUAUGCUUAUACAUCUUUAAUAACUGCUUGUGUUAGUAAUGGGAGGUAUAGGGAAGCUGUGAUGGUGUUUAAGAGGAUGGAGGAAGAAGGGUGCAAACCGACUUUGAUCACUUAUAAUGUGAUUUUGAAUGUGUACGGGAAAAUGGGUAUGCCUUGGAAUAAGAUUGUAGGUCUGUUUGAGGGAAUGAAGAAUGCCGGGGUUUUGCCAGAUGAGUAUACAUAUAAUACGCUGAUAACUUGUUGUAGGCGAGGAUCUUUGUAUGAAGAGGCUGCUGCGGUUUUUGAGGAUAUGAAAUCGAUGGGAUUUGUGCCUGAUAAGGUCACUUAUAAUGCUCUAUUGGAUGUUUAUGGGAAGUCUCGGCGGACCAAGGAGGCAAUGAAAAUAUUAAGGGAAAUGGAGGCUAAUGGAUGUUCCCCGAGCAUUGUGACUUAUAAUUCGUUGAUAUCUGCUUAUGCAAGAGAUGGUCCGUUGGAAGAAGCAAUGGAGCUUAAAAACCAGAUGGUUGAAAGAGGGAUUAAGCUGGAUGUUUUUACUUACACUACACUUUUGUCAGGAUUUGUGAGGUCCGGUAAGGAUGAGUCUGCAAUGAGGGUUUUUGAGGAAAUGAGAGCUGCGGGUUGCAAACCUAAUAUUUGUACUUUCAAUACCUUGAUUAAGAUGCAUGGUAAUAGGGGAAAGUUUGCAGAAAUGAUGAAGGUUUUUGAAGAGAUCAAAAUUUGCUGUUGUGUACCAGAUAUUGUUACCUGGAAUACCCUUCUAGCAGUGUUUGGGCAAAAUGGGAUGGACUCGGAAGUGUCUGGAGUUUUCAAGGAGAUGAAGAGGGCUGGCUUUGUACCUGAGAGGGAUACUUACAACACCCUAAUCAGUGCAUAUAGUCGGUGUGGAUCAUUUGACCAAGCCAUGGCAAUAUACAAGAGAAUGAUGGAAGCUGGGAUUACACCUGAUCUUUCCACCUAUAAUGCAGUUUUGGCAGCAUUAGCUCGAGGAGGGCUAUGGGAACAGUCAGAAAAAAUACUUGCUGAAAUGAAAGAUGGCCGGUGCAAGCCCAAUGAGCUGACAUACUGUUCUUUGCUUCAUGCUUAUGCCAAUGGCAAGGAGAUUGGGCGGAUGCUUGCUCUUGCGGAGGAGAUAUGCUCUGGUGUAAUUGAACCCCAUGCUGUGCUUUUGAAGACCCUUGUUUUAGUUAAUAGUAAAUGUGACCUACUGAUUGAAGCUGAGCGUGCAUUCCUGGAGUUGAAGAGGAAAGGCUUGUCACCUGACUUGAGUACUCUGAAUGCGAUGAUUUCUAUAUAUGGCAGGAGGCAGAUGGUUACCAAAACAAAUGAGAUCUUGAACUUCAUGAGUGAGAGUGGGUUCACUCCUAGCUUGGCAACUUACAAUAGUUUGAUGUAUAUGCACAGCCGAUCAGAGAAUUUUGAGAGAUCAGAGGAGGUUUUAAAAGAAAUCCUUGCAAAGGGAAUGAAACCAGAUGUAAUUUCAUACAACACUGUUAUUUUUGCGUAUUGUCGAAAUGGCCGGAUGAAAGAGGCUUCACAAAUAUUCUCAGAAAUGAGAGAAUCUGGGCUUGUUCCAGAUGUGAUCACGUAUAAUACUUUUGUUGCAAGUUAUGCAGCUGAUUCAAUGUUUGAGGAGGCUAUUGAUGUUGUUCGAUACAUGAUCAAGCAUGGCUGUAAACCAAACCAGAAUACAUACAACUCAGUUGUUGAUGGAUACUGUAAACAUAAUCGUCGGGAUGAUGCAAUCAUGUUCAUAAGCAGCCUUUGCGAGCUUGAUCCACAUAUUUCUAGGGAGGAAGAGGGCAGGUUAUUAGAACGUUUAACCAAAUGGUCAUAG
Dovyalis caffra is the source of this 2493-nucleotide messenger RNA. The record is from the annotation of a GenBank genome assembly. Lineage: Eukaryota; Viridiplantae; Streptophyta; Magnoliopsida; Malpighiales; Salicaceae.